Molecule: messenger RNA, 441 nt
Organism: Caenorhabditis bovis
Lineage: Eukaryota; Metazoa; Nematoda; Chromadorea; Rhabditida; Rhabditidae
Source: the annotation of a GenBank genome assembly
AUGGAGAGCGCUACAUUGGAUUAUCAAGUGACCCAAAAUUGUAAUCUGACUCGGGUGGGAAACGUGGUUCUCGGAUCGAAUGGGUACAGCAUCGCACUUCCCAAAGGCUCCAAGUGGAGAGAGAAGCUAACAAGGCAGAUUUUGGAUCUGAACGAAAAAGGUGUCAUCCUGAUGCUCAAGAAUCAGUGGUGGAAGAAAGCCCAACAAGAUUGCGCUUCAAAUGCUCCAGAAAAGGAUCAAUCAUCUCUGGGCGCCGAAAAUGUGUACGGAUUGUUCCUCCUUCUGUUUUUUGGCUGUUGUGUCGGCUUCGCAUGCUCAGUGGCUGAGAACUUACAUUUCAGCUGUUUGAAGAAGCAAAAGAAAAACGGCCAACUUUCGGCAUUGCAGCAAUUAAUAGUAACACUGCGAAACGAAUUUUUAAACAUUCAAGAGAUCAGAUAA